AGAAGUGCGAUCAAAAUGAUAUACACUUCAUUACUAUUGUCAAUAUGUUUUACUUUUAAAACGUGUAUUUCAGUUAUUGUUACCGAUUGUCAAGAUUGUGGACGAAAUGUUAAUGAGUUUCAACCCACUUGGGAAAGUUUAGAUAGUAGAAAAUUACCCCAAUGGUACGAUGACGCAAAAUUCGGUAUAUUUUUGCACUGGGGUGUUUAUUCGGUACCAGGAUUUGGAAGUGUNAGAGCGGCUUCCUUUUCGAAAAACAACUUCAUUACACGAAAAAUUUUGCCGGAAAUGAUCGAACUGGUUGAAAAAUAUAAACCGGAAGUUAUAUGGUCUGAUGGUGAUUGGGAAGCACCUGAUACAUAUUGGCAGUCUACGCAAUUCUUAGCCUGGCUCUACAAUGAAAGUCCUGUGAACGAUACGGUCGUUGUCAAUGACCGAUGGGGUAUAAACUGCUCAUGUCGUCAUGGAGAUUUUUACAAUUGUAAAGAUCACUAUGAUCCUGGUAUCCUCCAAACGCAUAAAUGGGAGUCCGCCACUACUGUUUACAAAGGAUCAUGGGGUCAUGUAAAACAUACUAAACUACAAGAUUAUCGGACUCCUUGGGAGUUAAUCUCGUUAAUUGUAAGAACUGUUAGUUGUGGAGGAAAUGUUUUGUUAAAUGUUGGUCCCACGAAAGAAGGCACAAUCGAUCCUAUAUUCCAAGAAAGGUUACUUCAAAUAGGGGAAUGGUUAUCAGUUAACGGGGAAGCAAUUUACGAAACAAGACCGUGGANUUUUUAUAUUUUCUAUUAA
Messenger RNA from Agrilus planipennis (emerald ash borer), 792 nucleotides. Its product is annotated as tissue alpha-L-fucosidase-like. NCBI's taxonomy places the organism in Eukaryota, Metazoa, Arthropoda, Insecta, Coleoptera, Buprestidae. Gene Ontology annotation, molecular function: alpha-L-fucosidase activity. The record is from RefSeq and is a predicted model, not a curated record. Gene Ontology annotation, biological process: glycoside catabolic process; fucose metabolic process. Gene Ontology annotation, cellular component: lysosome.